Molecule: messenger RNA, 4171 nt
Organism: Oryzias melastigma (Indian medaka)
Lineage: Eukaryota; Metazoa; Chordata; Actinopteri; Beloniformes; Adrianichthyidae
Exons: 4
Coding region: 396-3593 (1065 amino acids)
Biological process (GO): negative regulation of nodal signaling pathway
Cellular component (GO): cytoplasm
Source: RefSeq, a predicted model, not a curated record
GUUUGUCCUCUGGUAUUCCGCACAUUGAAGUUGGACAGUCGGGGGUGGAGGUGGUGGGUGGAUGGGCAUGGUCAUGCGUUCGUUCGAAAAAACUUGUCCGUCCAAUCAGCGUGCGCAUCCGGGCAGUGGCACCUCCCCUUUGGUCUCAGCACCCACAUGUAACGCUAUCGCCCUCUGCUCUGCCCGUGCUUGCUUUUGUGUGGCUGCUUGGAGGACAGGGAGUCCGGACUGCUGACUGAGGAUCGGACCAUGGAGGAUCGCGGGCGGUCCUGAGGUUUCCUCCACCCGCCGCUUUGCGCGCUGCAGCUGCGCGGCGCUGAUGGACGGAUUUCUCCGCUGCGUCGCUCCACCCGGCGCGGGACCCUAGUCUCCUCAUCCGACCCGGACGCUGCGCCAUGGCCGCCCGCCGCAGCUGCGUGAACUCUCUCUGGUCCGGCACCGAACGCGUGCGCAUCGCGGAGCGCCUCAGGGCCACGCUGGCCGGGGUGCUGGAGCUGGAGGUGCUCAGGUGCAAACACCUGGCGAUGGUGGACGCCGCGCUGGCAGACCGAGAGGAGCCGCGCGCGGAUGAGGAGGAGGAGGAAGAGGAGGAGGAGGAGGAAGGGACCCCACAGAGUCCCGAGCAUGGCCCCGCGGGGGAAUCUGCGGCAUCCCCCGGACAACAGGCUGCCUCCCCGUCACCCUUUCUGAGCUCUUUAGAGGACCCAGAGGAGGCGACAGCCCCACCCUCCUCUGUAAAAGUCAGUAACUCUCGGUGGUCAGCCCUGUCCUGGGACGCCCCGUCUGACCUUCUCUCCCCUCCAACUCCGGACCCGGCAGGUUUGCUCCACCCGGACAGCGACUCUCGACCUAGUUCAGGGUUCUAUUCGGUGAGUGGCAGCUCUUUGUCGGACUCCAGCUACUCUGUGUCCAGCGAGGCGGCCCAUGGUAAACCUCUGAAGCUGUGGGAGCAGGCUCCGGAGGCGGCCAACAGCAACACUGACAUCCUGUGGUCAGAGGAUGCAAUGCCACUGCACCAGUCUGCUCCUGACAACAGCCAGGAGGACCCCCAACCACCUGAAGAGACUCCAGUGUCAGCUGCCAGUGACCUUGAGGCUGAUGGUCUGAGCUUUCUCUCGGAUUUUUGCUCAGGGUUUGGUGACUCCCUGAUUUCUUCCAUUGUCCAGCUCCUCAACCCUGCUUCUUCACCCACAUCCUGCUGUCCAAGCGCCAAGCUGGACCCCCGCUACUGCACUGACCUGGUGUCUCGUCGAACCAAAGAAGUGUACUCCUACCCAAGCCCGUUGCAUGCCGUCGCCCUCCAGAGCCCCCUUUUCACCUCCCAGGACCAAUCAGCCUCCACUACCCCAGAGGGAGCUCAGGCUGACGAACAGGUGGAGUCGAGCACUGAAGCAGCCGAGCCGGAAGAGGCUGGGCAAUCGACCACAAAGGCGUCCGUCACCCAUCUGGAGCAAUACAUCUCUCAGCUGGUUCGACAGUACCGCGGUGGGGUGACCUCGUCCACCUCUGAUCUGACUUCAGCUGCCAAUGCUUGUCCAGUCACGCAUGGAGGCCUUGGUAACCCUCUUAAGACCCACGGCUCCACUCAGUCUCUGUCUGCCUUUGAGAGCCACAGUGCAGCCUCCACCCUGCAGGGGGGAAGCUUCACCCCCAACAAGUCACUGCUGGGGAACUCAGCCAGAGUCAGCCUCAGCAAUGCGACAAAGAAAGCUACAAGGAACUCUAUCAACCUGGGAAAUCUCCCCUCAGCAACCGGAGAGGAUCUGAACAUUAAUCUACAUCUCAAUCUCAACUUGAACUUGACUCCGGGUUUAAAUUCCAGUCUGGGGGUGGCAAACAGUUCCAAAAAGGGAAGUUCUGGAGCACUGAGAGACAACAUUUCUCCAACUUCCACCACGUCCUCCUUUUCCUCCGCCACACCCACCCCUGCACUCAGAGCUCGAUCCAGAAUCUCCACUUGCCCAGGCAGCUUGUGUCACCGCAGUUCCCUGGAAGUCCCGUCCAGCUCAGGUACCAGCGCUGGGUUUGGAUCGUCAGCUUUCUGUCGCUCUAUGGACUGGAGCAGCUGUGAACAACUUGAUCCGGGACAGUCAGUGUUUUAUGCAAAUGCUGCGUCCGCCCCGGGGUCCCAGCGCAACAGCUCCAUCCCAGACGGCGGUUCUAGUAUCAAGGUGAGUGAAGACUCCUCCAUGGUUGAGGAGAUCUCUCGCCUCUCUGGCCUGUCCAGGGCAGUAGUUGUUGGACUUAUGGAGCAAGGCGUGGAGCUGGAUAUCGACUGUUUCCAAACAGAUUCUGCUGGUGAGGUGAGGAGCCAUGGUAAAACUCGCCUGGCAACACCGAAAGAUCCGCCACAUGACUAUGCCCGACUCACUGAAGUGAGUCCCCAGAGACCAAUCCAGCUGUCUCUCAGUGUCACCCACUCCCCGCAGUCCCAGGCCAGUCUCACUCCUCCUCUGUCCCAUUCCAGCAGCCCCAUCCUGCCUUACCAGUCUGUUCAUCUUCCACCCCCCCAUUAUUUACCCCAGUGCCACUACAGCCCCUCCUCAUCAGAACUCCCAUCCUCUACAUGUUCCUCGCCUGCUUCCCACCCCAUCCCAAGGUCUCACUCGCCUCCUCGCCCUAUCAAGCCGUCCCUACUUGGUUCCACCUCCCUCUCCGUUUUCCGACGCGAUUCGCCUUUCCAGUGCUCCUUGCCACACAGCAACACCAGAAAUGCCCCUGUGGAGCGUAAAGGUAUCCAGCCAAGAGGCGGGUCGCUUCGGCAAAGUGGAGGCGGCGGCGAUAGUGGCAGCAGGUGGGUCAGAAUGGAAGGAGAAGGACUCUACAGAGGAAAACAUGCCUCCCAUAAGUUGGUCAGAGCCGCCACUGUAAGCAGCUACGCCAGAAGAGAGGACUACAGCUCCGUUUGGGCUGAGGAGGAGAAGGCCCGGUUGGCCGCUGAAACGCCCAGAAGGUCCCCCGGCAAGCUCUGGAGAGGAUUGGAGGGACGCUUUUGGAGCAAAGAGUCCGAGAGUGAGAAGGAGGAGAUGGACAGAGCUGAGUAUGGCUACAACGUGAUGAGGAGCAGAGUUGGAAGCUGGAGGAGAGAUGAGCGGAGAAUGAAGGUUUCAGGAGACAGGAAGCCAAAAGUGGACAACUCCCCCAUGUUGUUGAGGAAAAGGGGGAAGGAGGACGGGGAAAGACGCAGCUCCAGUCUCAGGCUUUCCAGAAGGGCUCUUUUCAGGAGCGAGUCGCAGGGCUUGCUAGUACCGGGUAACCAUGGCGAGGGGGCCACAAAGCGGGCUCACUGGGUCUCCUCCUUAGACUUGGGGCAGGGCGGCAUGGGGGUCCGCAAAGACGAGGGAGUGCGACUGCUGAGGCCAAAAGGAGAAGACAAACGCCUCUCUUCAACCGCCAGUCUCUUCAACCUCUCCCGCUCUCAGAGCCUCGAGGGCAGCUGUCAAUCCCUCUCCCCCCUGUCCUCCCCAUCUUUUUCACCCUCCCCUCCUCCCCGGAUUCCCCUCCAGCGCUCCCGAUCCCUGAGAGACUUGGGCAGGAAAGUGUUCGGCUCCAUGAGGUCCUUGAGUCUCAAGAGAAAGCCAUCCAAGAAGUGACAACCGUGUGGUGAAAUUCCCAUCACAGCCGACAAAUAUCUGAUCUGCUUCCAUCAGAACUGAUUUUUUCCUGUCAGAUUAACUACAAAAAUGUGUUUAGAUCAGAUCUAAUGAUGGAAGUUCUUCUCAGGCACAUCUAAGAAAUCUGCCUUCGCUCUCCCGACACAUCUUCACUCAGUCAUUUUUAGAAGUUGGACACAUGUAGGAAUCUCUCUUGACAUGUUUUUACUGCAGGUUUUCUAAGGACAAUGUGAAAUACUCUGGGAUAUUAUUGAUUUAACAGUCGACCCCCUCCAUGAGUACAAUGUGCACAGGCAAACUCCCACUCUGCAUGCAUCUCUGUAACUUGUUUGGUGACUGUAGCUAUCUAUAGUGAGAGUGUGAUACUUCUUUGAUCUUCGGCAAUACUGCCUCAUUGGUACAAUCAUACUGGCCAGAAAAUGACCAAAAACAAAGCAAAUACUCUUCGAAUUAAUAUUUUCUCAGGAUUUUAAAAUAUAUAUUAAACUGAUUAAUUGUAUGAGAUAAAGUUGUGGCUUCCUGUGGCUGAUGACUAAUAAAAAAAGCAGAUAAAUGAA